Messenger RNA from Numida meleagris (helmeted guineafowl), 1875 nucleotides. Its product is annotated as retinol dehydrogenase 12-like. The coding region runs from base 1 to 1086 and encodes 361 amino acids. NCBI's taxonomy places the organism in Eukaryota, Metazoa, Chordata, Aves, Galliformes, Numididae. The transcript is spliced from 7 exons. The record is from RefSeq and is a predicted model, not a curated record.
AUGGUGGGCGACCGCCUCCCGCCGACUCGGUGCUACGCGUCGCGUUCCCGCCGCGCUUCCGCCAUCGGCCGCGGGGACCUGCGCCCGCGCGACAGGGCGCCUCGGCGCCCGGGGUGUCGCGGCGGGCCCGGCCCGGCCGUGCCGCGGUGCCCGAGCGGUCGGCGAAGUCGGAGCUACCCUCGAGUCCCGCCGCUCUCUUGCAGGCGGUACGUGGCCGGAGGGCGGUGCAUGUCCGCGGCCAGGCUGGACGGGAAGGUGGCGGUGAUCACGGGCGCCAACACCGGCAUCGGGAAAGAGACCGCCAGGGAGCUCGCCCGGAGAGGUGCGAGGGUGAUUGUUGCCUGCAGAGACAUAGCAAAGGCAGAAGCUGCAGCAAGUGAAAUCCGAGCUGAGACAGAUAAUCAGGAAGUCAUCGUGAAAAAGCUGGACUUGGCUGAUACCAGGUCCAUCCGGGAGUUUGCUAACAGCUUUCUAGCAGAGGAGAAGGAGCUCCAUAUUCUCAUUAAUAAUGCUGGGGUAAUGUUAUGCCCUUACUCCAAGACAGCUGAUGGCUUUGAGAUGCACCUGGGAGUAAAUCAUCUUGGUCAUUUUCUUCUAACCUUCUUAUUGCUGGAGCGUCUGAAGCAGUCUGCACCUGCCCGGAUAGUGAACGUGUCCUCACUGGCUCAUCACGGAGGCCGAAUCCGCUUCCACGACCUCCAUGGUGAGAAGAGCUACAAUCGUGGCCUCGCCUACUGUCACAGCAAGUUGGCCAACGUCCUUUUCACCCGAGAGCUGGCAAGGCGGCUGCAAGGCACUAAAGUCACAGCAAACUCUCUCCAUCCUGGGUCUGUCCAUUCUGAGCUGGUCCGGCACUCGUUUGUAAUGACGUGGCUGUGGAGGAUAUUCUCAUUCUUCUUGAAGACUCCAUGGGAAGGAGCUCAGACCAGUGUGUACUGUGCAGUAGCAGAGGAGCUAGAAACUGUGACAGGACAAUAUUUCAGUGAUUGCCGGCCAGCAUAUGUAUCUCCAUGGGGUCGGGAUGAUGAGACAGCAAAGAAGCUCUGGAAUGUGAGCUGUGAGCUCCUCGGCAUCCAGUGGGACUGAGCAGCGCAGCCUCUUGCGUGUACCUGGCUGAGCACAGUGAUGCUACUCUUGGAAGAGCGUUGCUGCCAAGAAGGCUGGUACUUCAGCUGCCCUUGUGAUGGUUCUGUGGAUGCAGUCCAAUAUGAAUUUCUGGAACGUUACACUUAAGGAUUGAGAUUAAAAAGCAAAGCAUCCCCUUUUGUAGCUGGAGAGUAAGAGCACCAAUGCAGUGAGCAACCUUUGGUAGCUCACACAACAGCCAGAGGCUGUUGUCCUGUGGCUUUAGAAUAGAAAUGGAGGUUAUCAUCUUAGCUUUAGAUGACCUGUAUUAAAAGUUGAUCUUUGUGUUGUUGUUUUUUUUCCAUACCACUAAUAGUAAAAAGUUAGGACACUAAGCUCACGCUUUACAAGGUCAUUUUCUGUUCCUACUAUUUGACAGGGCAGAGUACAAGUAUUCAUGUUUCUGGCAAUUACACGUAAUAUAAAUGCUCACAAGCACACAGAAACAGGUGCUGGCCUAACUGGGAUCAAGCAUUAUUUUCCAUGUUCUCUGUAAGAACACCACCUCUAGCCCGUGAAGUAUCUUGCCCACUGGUUGCAGUAAGUUAACUGAAGGUUGGUUUUAUCUUUUGGGAACACAGCUGUCAGUGCAGCUGGCUGGAAGGUUAAAAGCUGCGGGAAUGGUGAAAUUGGGCAAUGGCUAGUUAUUUUAUUCAAAACAGUUAACAUCUCUGCUGUGAAACACUAAGAAAAGAUGGUGUAAAAGUUGUCCUAAUAAAAUCCCAGGCUGUACGUUAAGUGAUUUACAAA